GUCUUGCUGACAAAGUGACUCAUUGACAAACUAUAAAAGAGGUAAAUAAUUUAUAUAUGUAAUUUGAUUAAUGCAAAGAAUUCAAUGACAGUAAUGUUUUAAUCUUGCCGUGAUAUAUAUGAUUUAGUGUAACAAAAAGCAACUAGGUUGAAGAGCACGUAGUAUAUUUGUUAAGCAAUUGCAAGCGAAAAUGCCAGGAUUAGCAACAAUGUCUCUGGAUAAUAUGUUCUGUACCCGUUGUGGGGACGGCUUUGAACCCAAUGAAAAAAUUGUCAACUCUAAUGGAGAACUUUGGCAUACCAACUGUUUUGUGUGUGCGCAAUGCUUCCGUGUCUUUCCUGAAGGCACAUUCUAUGAGUUUGAAGGCCGUAAAUACUGUGAACGUGACUUCCAGGUAUUGUUUGCUCCUUGCUGUGGAAAAUGUGGUGAAUUUGUAAUUGGCCGUGUGAUUAAGGCAAUGAAUGCCAACUGGCAUCCUUCAUGCUUCCGUUGUGAGGAAUGUAAUGUGGAGCUGGCUGAUGCAGGUUUUAUUAAAAAUGGUGGGCGUGCCCUCUGCCAUACUUGCAAUGCUCGCAUCAAAGCUGAUGGGUUGUUGAACUACAUGUGCCAUAAGUGCCAUGGCGUAAUCGACGGCGAACCGCUGCGUUACCGUGGCGAAGUGUAUCAUGGCUACCACUUCACAUGUGCCACCUGCGGAGUGGAACUCGAUCAUACAGCUAGAGAAGUCAAACAUCGCCCUGGAUAUGCUGCCAAUGAUGUGAAUAAUCUCUUCUGUCUCCGUUGUCAUGACAAGAUGGGUAUACCCAUUUGCGGUGCUUGCCGACGCCCUAUCGAGGAGAGAAUUGUCACUGCCCUUGGAAAGCAUUGGCAUGUUGAGCACUUUGUAUGUGCCAAAUGUGAGAAGCCAUUCCAUGGUCAUCGCCAUUACGAGAAGAAGGGCCUUGCCUACUGCGAGCAGCAUUACCAUCAACUGUUUGGAAACUUGUGCUAUGUGUGCAACCAAGUCAUUGCUGGUGAUGUUUUCACGGCAUUAAACAAAGCAUGGUGUGUACACCACUUUGCCUGCUCCGUGUGUGAUGCACCUCUGAGUACCCGAAGUAAAUUCUACGAAUAUGACGAACGCCCUGCCUGCCGACGCUGUUACGAGAAGUUCCCAGCCGAAUUGCGCCGCAGACUGCGUCGUGCACACCACUACACUAUCCGACGUUAAAAUAUAAGGCUUCCCGAAACAUGAAUCCCACAAUCUCCAUAAAAACUGUUUGAAUUUUAAUAUUGUUUUAUAUGUCAGCAAUUAAAUGCUGUGUGCUGUUGCCUUUGUCUAAGGUCGUACGACACUAGGAAAAGUACAAAAUUCAUUCCGAUAUUGUGAACCACCAAGUUUUCAUUGAGCACUAAUUAAUUGACGUUAUUAACGAGAUAACUCCUGUAUCUAACCAAUUCAAUGUUGUUAUAGUAAACUGCAUUUAACACUUGUUUCGGACUUUUGUCCUUAGUGACUGGUACAAUUUUCUUAUUAAUUUGCCUCAUAAAUUAUUGUGCCUUAAUAUGUUAAUUUUGUGCCUAAAUAGUAAUAAAAAGAAAGUAUAUUUAAUAACAAUUAGAUCUUAUGUUACUGAUAAUUUUAUUUAAUAUAGAUUUUUAUAGAUGUUAUUGUAAGUGAAAGUGUAGUCACCUAUUAUUUUAUGGAUUUUUGAUCAUUGACUACUACUCUAUUAAGAUUAACAAUUUAAGCGUAGAAUUAUGAAAUAAAAAUAUAUAAAAUAUGUACUAACAAUUAUUUUUGUAUCAACUUAUCUUACUAAUAAUGAUGAAAAUAUAUUCAAAUAUUUGUAACAAAAA
Molecule: messenger RNA, 1839 nt
Organism: Spodoptera frugiperda (fall armyworm)
Lineage: Eukaryota; Metazoa; Arthropoda; Insecta; Lepidoptera; Noctuidae
Gene: stck
Product: LIM and senescent cell antigen-like-containing domain protein 1
Exons: 9
Coding region: 191-1210 (339 amino acids)
Biological process (GO): positive regulation of substrate adhesion-dependent cell spreading; cell-cell adhesion; cell-cell junction organization
Cellular component (GO): cell-cell junction; focal adhesion; cytoplasm
Source: RefSeq, a predicted model, not a curated record